ACAUCGCCCCUCCCCACCACCAGCCCAAUAUUCGCCCUGUCCUCCACAUGGGACAUCCGUCCGCUCCCCACCGCCAGCACCAGACCUACUCUGGCCAUCUCCACCACCAGCCCCAUACUCUCCCUGUCCUCCACAUGGCCAUCUCCACCACCAGCCCCAUACCCUCUCCCCUGCCCUCCACAUGGCCAUUUCCACCACCAGCCCCAUACUCUCCCCCUGUCCUCCACAUGGCCAUCUCCACCACCAGCCCCAUACCCUCUCCCCUGCCCUCCACAUGGCCAUCUCCACCACCAGCCCAAUACUCGCCCUCUCCUCCACAUGGGACAUCCGUCCGCUCCCCACCGCCAGCACCAGACCUACUCUGGCAAUCUCCACCACCAGCCCCAUACUUUCCCUGUCCUCCACAUGGCCAUCUCCACCACCAGCCCCAUACUUUCCCUGUCCUCAACAUGGCCAUCUCCACCACCAGCCCCAUACUUUCCCUGUCCUCAACAUGGCCAUCUCCACCACCAGCCCCAUACUUUCCCUGUCCUCAACAUGGCCAUCUCAACCACCAGCCCCAUACUUUCCCUGUCCUCCACAUGGCCAUCUCCACCACCAGCCCCAUACUUUCCCUUGUCCUCCACACGGCCAUCUCCACCACCAGCCCCAUACCUCUCCCCUGCCCUCCACACGGCCAUCUCAACCAUGGCCCCAUACCUCUCUCUCCACAUGGCCAUCUCCACCAUCAGCCCCAUACCCUCUCUCCUGCUCCUCCACAUGCCCCAUACCCUCUCCCCUGCCCUCCACAUGGCCAUCUCUAACCAUCAGCCCCAUACCCUCUUCCCUGCCCUCCACAUGGCCAUCUCUAACCACCAGCACAAUACUCUCCCCUGCUCCUCCACAUGGCUAUCUCUAACCAUCAGCACAGUACCCUCUCCCCUGCCCUCCACAUGGCUAUCUCUCAACCACCAGCACAGUACUUCUCUCCCCCUGCCCUCCACAUGGCCAUCUCCACCACCAGCCCCAUACCCUCUCCCUGCCCUCCACACGGCCAUCUCCACCACCAGCCCCAUACAGCUCUCUCCCCUGCCCUCCACAUGGCCAUCUCCACCACCAGCAUGUACCCUUCUCCCUGCCCUCCACAUGGCCAUCUCAACCACCAGCACAAUACCCUCUCCCCUGCCCUCCACAUGGCCAUCUCCACCACCAGCCCCAUACCCUCUCCCCUGCCCUCCACGUGGCUAUCUCAACCACCAGCCCCAUACCCUCUCCCCUGCCCUCCACAUGGCUAUCUCAACCACCAGCAUAAUACCCUCUCCCCCUGCCCUGUCUCCACAUGGCCAUCUCAACCACCAGCACAAUACCCUUUCCCCUGCCCUCCACAUGGCCAUCCUCUCUAACCACCAGCACAAUACCCUCUCCCCCUGCCCUCCACAUGGCCAUCUCCAACCAACCACCACACACAAUACCUCCCCCUGCCCUCCACACGGCCAUCUCCUGCACCAGCACAAUACCCUCUCCCCUGCCCUCCACAUGGCCAUCUCCACCACCAGCACAGUACCCUCCCCCCUGCCCCUCCACACGGCUAUCUCAACCACCAGCACACACUCUCCCCUGCCCUCCACAUGGCCAUCUCAACCACCAGCACAAUACCCCUCUCCCCUGCCCCUCCACAUGGCUAUCCUCAACCACCAGCACAAUACCUCUCCCCUGCCCCUCCACAUGGCCAUCUCAACCACCAGCACAAUACCCUCUCUCCUGCCCUCCACCACGGCCAUCUCUCAACCACCAGCACAAUACCCUCUCCCCCUGCCCUCCACAUGGCCAUCUCCCACCACCAGCACAAUACCCUCUCCCCUGCCCUCCACAUGGCCAUCUCUCCACCACCAGUCCCCUGCCCUCCACAUGGCUACCCUCUACCCUCUCUCCUCCACAUGGCCAUCUCAACCACCAGCACAAUACCCUCUCCCCUGCCCUCCACACGGCCAUCUCCACCACCAGCACAAUACCCUCUCCCCUGCCCUCCACACGGCCAUCUCCACCACCAGCACAAUACCCUCUCCCCUGCCCUCCACAUGGCCAUCUCAACCACCAGCACAAUACCCUCUCCCCUGCCCUCCACAUGGCCAUCUCAACCACCAGCACAAUACCCUCUCCCCUGCCCUCCACAUGGCCAUCUCAACCACCAGCACAAUACAAUACCCUCUCCCCAUGCCCUCCACAUGGCUAUCUCCACCACCAGCACAAUACCACAAUCUCCCCUGCCCUCCACAUGGCCAUCUCAACCACCAGCACAUACCCUCUCCCCUGCCCUCCACAUGGCCAUCUCAACCACCAGCACAAUACCCUCUCCCCUGCCCUCCACAUGGCCAUCUCAACCACCAGCACAAUACCCUCUCCCCUGCCCUCCACAUGGCUAUCUCCACCACCAGCACAAUACCCUCUCCCCUGCCCUCCACAUGGCCAUCUCCAGCCACCAGCACAUCUCCACCACCACCACAAUGCCCUCUCCACAUGGCUAUCUCCACCACCAGCACAAUACCCUCUCCCUCCAUGCCCAUCCACAUGGCCAUCUCCACCACCAGCACAAUACCCUCUCCCCUGCCCUCCACAUGGCCAUCUCAACCACCAGCACAAUACCCUCUCCCCUGCCAUCCACAUGGCUAUCUCCACCACCAGCACAAUACCCUCCCCCCUGCCAUCCACAUGGCCAACCGUCCCCUCCCCACCACCAGCCUCCAUACUCCACACUGCAACCAAUAA
This is a messenger RNA of Haliotis rubra (blacklip abalone), 2745 nucleotides long. RefSeq names its product extensin-like. The transcript has 3 exons. Lineage: Eukaryota; Metazoa; Mollusca; Gastropoda; Lepetellida; Haliotidae. The record is from RefSeq and is a predicted model, not a curated record. The annotation marks the transcript as partial.